Molecule: messenger RNA, 11932 nt
Organism: Rhizophagus irregularis DAOM 181602=DAOM 197198
Lineage: Eukaryota; Fungi; Glomeromycota; Glomeromycetes; Glomerales; Glomeraceae
Source: RefSeq, a predicted model, not a curated record
UUUUUUUUUUACGUUCUCAUAACGAAGGAAGGUCGUAUGGAAAAUAAUACAUUAUCAUUCACAUUUCAUAUUCUUUUGCCAGAGAACAUUGAAGAAAAUGGUCAGCCCGUAGUUCUUGGCAAUGUAAAAGAAUUAGGAUCUUGGAAUAAUCCUAUCGUAAAACUUCGUCAACCAUUCCCUCAAAAUCCAACAUAUUGGAAAUCCGAUCCAGUUGCUAUUUCGGUAUCAAAUUUUGGAAAUGUUCAAUAUAAUUAUGCUAUUCAUACACCUAAAUUCACGUUAUUUGGAAGAGAAGGAAAAAUUAUAUUUGAAGGAAUUGAUGUUCAAGAUAGGCGCACAUUGAAUAUUAAGAUAACUGAUCAAUUUGAUAUAUGGAGAAUACGCGGAUUUGCCUUUGUAGAUUAUAUUUACGAUUCUACUGAGGUUAAUAAUUUUAAAGAUAAAGUUGUGGAAUAUCAACGUUUAUUAAUUCUUCAUAAUGAUCUAACGAUACGCGCGUCAAAUCCCAAAUUUAUUAUCAAUCGAAUCGAUAAUAACCUUAAAGGAAAACGAUUAUUUUUAUGUAUUCUCUUAGGGUAUUAUAUAUCAAAAAGAGAAGGUUCUCCUUAUGUAUUACUUGAUAAUUUCCCAUCUAACUUAUUACUUAAUGCUUUUGAGGAUUAUAAACAAGAAAUUUUACCUAAAGACUCCAAAGAUCAAAUGUAUACUGCUAUCUUAACUUUAAUCAAGCAUAAUGCUUUUCAGAUGAAAUUUGAUUGGCUCAUUAUUUUUACAAUCGCUUCUGAAGUUGAUCCUGAUUACACCUUCAUUGAUCAUUUAAAAGCCUUAAAAUAUUCUGAUGAAAAUUUAACAAAAUUUAUUAAAAGUUGUAAAAUGAUUAAAUCUUAUAUUGAAAACAUUAAAUUAGAAUCUUACGUUAAAAUUGCAAAGUGGUUAAUCCCAUUAUGUCACAAUAUAGACUCUCUUUUAAAAAUUUGGAAUGAUAUUCUUUUUCAUAACAACGAAAUUGAUGAUAGUCUUUUUAAGUGUUUUAUUGACCGAAUUCAAAAAUUUAUUUCUAAUGAUGAAGCUGUUGACUUAGAAUACCACUUUAAAAGCCUUUCAAAAGAUCAUCGAAACCGUAGUUCGGGAGUUUUCCGUGAUCAAGUUAUAUUUUUACUUAAAAAUCCAAAUAGAAAGUGGACAUAUGAAAAUAUCGAUGCUAUUAAAAAAUUAUUACAUGAUAAUAGUCUAAAUUGGCAGAGAGAUGAAAUUAUUCAAACAUUAGAGUUAAUAUCUCAGUCACGUACUUUGAAAUUAUUAAAUAUAUUUCCAGAAAUUUUAGACGAUUGGUUCCGUAGUGAUUUUUCUGAUACCAAAGAAGAAAAGAUACCAAAAAUUUGUGCAAUUUGGUUUAAAAAUCUUCUCUCCAAACUCAAUACAAUUACAAACAAUAAAAAUGAUAGCAAUUUUAUUUUUUCGGUAUUUCAACAAUUAGAUUUUAUGUAUCCUUUGCUCGGUCAAAGAAUUAAUAUUUGGCGAGAUUUAACAGCAAUUGCCAUAGAUAGAGUAAAGGAUUGUUCAGAAGAUCAAAUAUUUUCUGCAACAAAAUUAAUAGUACAAAUAAAGCAAGACAAUGUUAAAGAACUAUUUUUAGAGAUGGUAAAGGAUAUAUUAACUAUUCAACAAACUUAUGAUCAGUUGUUAAACAAGAUACGCAUUAUUUGCGAUUGCAAAACAACCAUGACUUUAGACGUUCCAAACAUGAUAAGCGAAGACAUUUUAUAUUAUAUAAUGACUUAUUUACAAAAAGCAUCUAAGACUUCGGGACACCAUAAUACUAUUUUAAAAUACAGCAACUUUUGGAAUAUUAUAUUACGCGCUACUGGAAGCGUCACAAAACUCAACUCAAACCCAUUUAUGAAAAAUAUUAAAACGUCUAUUAACGAACUCGCUGGAUUACUUAUUGAAAGGACGAUUGACCUAAAAUUAUUACAACAAAUUUUAAAAUAUGAUGACGAAUAUCUUUUUCGACAUUUUGAUUCGGCUGUUCCAAAAAAGAAAGCUUUAGGAGAUGUAGUUGUUUCUAGAGAUGAAAUUGAAACACUUAGAAAGGUAUAUGAUUAUUAUCAAAUUAAACUCGAUAUGCUUUCCAAGUUUUAUAGCAGAUUUUGUCCAUCCGAGAAGGUAAAAGAUGUAACGAAUUAUAUUCGAGAUGUAAAACAGAAUCUGCAAAGUUUAGAUAAAAUAAAGGCGAAACAAGUGUUCUUAUCGGAUCAUUGGGCAUUUCAUGAGAAAACUUUAGACAGUGCAAGAAAUUGUUAUAGAUUUAAUCGAUCUCAAACUUUUCGAAAUAUCUUCGAUUCUUGUAUUAAAAAAGAUGCUGCCGCAGUAAACGUAGAAUACAUAGCACAAAAAUUAAUUCCAAACGUUUUUAUAAAGUACAAUGCUAUUUGUAAACAACUUAAAGAUUGGGAAAAGCUCAAAUGCUCAGAAGCAACUUUGUUUUGGAAAAAUGUUAUGGAUAUUAAUGUAGAACUUGAUUUGAUAAAAGACUACAAAAUCUCUAGAAGUCAAAAAUUUAUGCAAACCCUUGAUUAUGUUAUAAAAAUUCCUCAUUGGAUCCAACGACUUGAAGAGCUAGAAAAAGUUGUGGAAAUGAAAGUUUUCAAAAUACCACAUGAUGAUGAUGAUUGGUUAUCAAAAGCAAUUAGUAAUUUAAAAGGUGAUUCCAUGAAGCUUGGGCAAAUAAAUAAUUUCUUCGAUUGCCUUAGUAAAAAUCUUUCAGAUAUCAAUCAUGAUUGUUGGAAAUUGAUAAAAGAAUUGUCAAGAGCUGAAGAAUUUUUUAGUUUCAUAAAGAAAAUUGCCGAACAUGAUAUUAAAAAUUUGAUUAAUGGAGUGGAUGAUAAUUUGGAUGGAAGAUUGAUUCAAGAGAAUACUAUUUCAUCUCUUAUUGAAGUUAAACAAUUUUUAUUUCCUCUUAUGAAUAAAAAUAUGGAAUCUAUUUCUGAUUUGUUAAAAGAAUUACUAAAUAUCAUUAAGAAGAACCAUACAUUAGGAGAAAAGAUUGCAUUAUGUAAUGGUAACAAUAUGGCAUUACAAAAUAUUUACAAUAAUAUUCAAAAUCGUGAAGAAGUAACUAAAGAAAAAAUCAAAAAUGCUGUACUUAAUGGAACCUUUACAUUUACACGUGACCGAAAAGAAGACAAAUGUUUAGUUUCUUUACAAUAUCCCUCUAAAUUUAACGUGAAGUAUAAUUUAAAGGAAAUUUUAGAUUUACGUGGACGAGCUCUUUUGAUUGUUUCAAAACCAAAAAAUACUGUUGUGAUAAAUAACAAAGAGACAGAAAUGUUUAAAGAUGUUAUAGAUAGAUUCGUUACCCAAGUUGAUGUUGCACUAGAAAUAAUUAGCACUGUAUCCAUGUUAAUACAAAUUGGACAUUUUGAUUUUAUAAAAUUUGAAAUUAAAUUACAAGGAACUGAUAUGAAAGAUUAUCUGGAAUUUUUAAAAGAAGAAAUUAAGAAUUGGCAAGAUGUAAUAGAUCGUGCGCAGGAAAAUUGUUACUAUUUAACGUUCUUUACUGCUCGUCAUGUAUUGUCAUUUUAUGAUUAUUUCACAUCGGAAAAAUCAGAUGAAGAAAAUGAAGAGGAAUGCAAAACAUUGAUUAGAUUUGUAAACAGCAAAGCUCAAUUGCCAUCUCAUAAGGAUAUUCAAGGAAUUUCACGCGAAUCUAAAGAUUAUUUCAAAGUUCUUUGCGAAAUUGGAAAUGGAUUAGAAAAAAUUUUUACGAGUAUUCCAAAACAAUCACGUAAACUUAAAGCGACUGGACAAGGCAUAAUUAUAGAUCUAGUUAGGAAGGGUGAAUUAUUUGUCGCUUCUUAUACUGACAAAACACGAACUCCAAAUAUUAUCAUGUCAUUAUAUGCUAAUUAUGGAUCUUAUCCCGAACCGUGGCAACUUUUGAUAUGUACUACUUCAACUACGAUGGAAGAAUUAGCAAAUUUCAUAAGAAGAAGUUUAUUCGCAUCGAAUAAUGGAUAUGAAAAUCGUUUAUUUUGUAUUGCAAAUUUGGAAUCGUUAGAUAUUGAAUUACAAUAUUAUUUUGUAGACUAUGUUAAAAAAAUGCAAUUGAAAUAUACAAAUGAAAGUUACCUUUUGGCAUUUCUAUGUUGUCAACAAACUGGAAGAUCUACUAAUUAUAUUUUAGAUCAUUAUUCUUUAGAAGUUCGAGAGAUUGACGAAUUAAAUGUAGCAACAUUGCAAGAAGUUUAUCAGGAAUUGUUUUCAAAUAUAACAUGUGUUUCUUCCGAUUUAUCCGGCCAAGGGAAAACUGAAUGGAUUAGAGAAGUUAGCCAUUCUAAACUAAAAAUUCCACUUUUCUUAAUCAGCGAUAAUAUGGAUUUUAAAUAUCUUGCAAAUAAACUUAAAAAAUGCAGCCUCUCACAGGAACAAAGUUUACAUAUCAAUAUUUUAUCAGCUGAUUGUCCUGAAGAUGUGAAUUUAUUUUUAUUUGAAUUAUUGACUUUUAAAAUAAUUUUACAUGAUAAUGUAAUAGUCUCAAUUCCUGCUGAAACUUUUAUUUUUAUUGAAAUAGCUUCUUCAAUAAAACAUAAUUUGCUUAAUAUUCAUCCUUUUAUAAGUUAUUUACCUUUUAAGCAUUUAUCUUGGAAUAUUAAAGACUUUAAAGUGUCUCAAAUAAUAACAAGUCCGAUUCAAGUUGUUUGUUACUUUUUGAAUUUAUAUGAUAAUGGAAAAGUUGAUACAGAAGAAAUUUUCUCUGAAGGAACAGAAUUUAUCGAAGAUCCUUUAUCAGAAGAAGUAUGCCAAAAUCUUAUUAUAAAAUAUUUUUUGAGUGAAAGUGGCAAAACUAAAUUGUCUUUUAAAUAUAUUGAGAUUUUUGUCAAUAUUUUAGCGGAUCAAUUAAUUAGAUUCUCAUCAAAUAAGGAUUUCACACUAAACAAUUUGAUAGGAGAAACUAGCGCCAAUAUCGCUAAUUCCAGAUCAACAAUAAUUAAGUUAUUAUUAUACACCUCAAAAGAUUUAGUAAUCCAAACUAUUAAAGCAAAGUCAGACCAACUUAAAUUUUUAACUAUUAAAUAUGAAGAUGAGAUUGUUCGAUCUUAUGAUUCAAACGAUUUCACAUCAUUUUUUGAUUAUCAAAAUUCUCUCUCAUUAUUUUAUCAUUGUAAAGAUAAAGUUCCCGAUAACAUUAAAUUAUUGCUAAAACUUCAGUCACCUGGUGAUGGGGAAUUGGCUGAUUUUAGUACAAAUAUAGAAUUAGAAACAAUAUUAAAGGAACUUCCUAAUUAUGCUGUGACUAUGGAUAAUCAGAUGAAGAUGGCCUUAAUUCGUUUAAGAGUAAAAGCAAACAUUCCAGUUGUGAUUUGUGGUGAUGCAGGAUGUGGCAAGACAAGUUUAAUUGCCUAUUUGGCAUUGGUUGUUGAAGCUCAAUUCUUGACUCUUAAUCUUCAUGCUGGAAUUGAUGAAGAAACUAUUAUGAUAUUUAUGAAUGAUGCUUUGAAAAAAGCAGAAAAAGAUGAAACGUGGAUAUUAUUUGAUGAAAUAAAUACAUGUAAUCAUUUAGGAUUACUUGCAGAGUUAUUAUCUAAUAAAAAAUUUAAGGAUAAACCUAUACAUUCAAAUGUUCGAUUAUUUGCUACAUGUAAUCCAUACCGUCUUUGUACAGGAAUUCAAAGUGAGGCAAGUAAAGAUAAAAGAUAUGAUGAAAAUCAAAUUAAUCUUGUUUAUCAAGUUAAACCACUUCCUGAUCAAAUUUUGAAUUAUGUUUGGGAUUUUGGUAUUAUAAAAUCAAAUUAUGAACGUAGAUACAUUCAAAUUAUUGUUGAAAUGGAAUUAACAAAUAAUUUAGCACAUCCCGUAUUUUCUGAACUCUUAUUUGCUUCUCAAAAUUUUAUACGAAAAGUAGAGGAACCAUAUAGUGUUAGUUUACGUGAUAUUAAACGAGCUAUAACGUUGGUGAAAUUCUUUUAUAAUUCCCUUGGGAAUCGUCCGGCUUACGAAGAGGAACAUAAAUAUCCACCACUUGGAAAUCCAACAAUAAUAAUUAGAUCUUAUAUUUUAGCACUUAGUAUUUGUUAUCAUUCUCGAUUAUAUAAUCAAGACUUACGUAAACAAUAUCGUUGUGAAAUGGAACAAAUAUUACGAAAUCACGAAAUUUAUAUAGAAGAAAAUAUGUUUUCUAAAAUUAUUUGUGAAGAACAAGAGGAUUACAUUAAUAGAAUGCAAUGUCCACCUGAUGUGGCAAAUAAUGAAGCUUUAUUAGAGAAUGUUUUGGCUACGAUUGUAUGCAUUUUGACACGUAUCCCUUUGUUUCUUAUAGGGGCUCCUGGUUCUUCAAAAUCUUUGGCAAUUCGCUUAAUAAAUUCGAAUUUACGUGGAUCUGGUUCGAAUGAUAAAUAUUUUAGAACGUUACCACAGAUUUACUUAAUUCCAUAUCAAUGCACUUUAUCUUCAACUUCAGAUGGUAUAAUGAAAAUUUUUGAUAAGGCAAAUAGAUAUCAAAAAACGGCCUCCAAACAAUUUCCCAUUGCUAGUGUUGUUUUACUUGAUAAUGUCGAUUUGGCUGAAGAAAGUCCUUUUAAUCCAUUAAAAGUACUUCAUUCUCUACUUGAACCAAGCUACCCGGCUACAGAACAAGCUGUUUCGGUGAUUGGAAUAUCUAAUUGGCGUCUAGAUAUUAGUAAAAGUAGUCGCGCAUUAAUUGUUCAAAGGCCACAAAUUAAUUUAGAUGAUUUAGUCGAUACUGCUGAAUGUUUAUUAAAUACAAGAGCUAUUGGACAUGGACAGAAAGUUGCAUUAGAACCUUUAGCUAAGGCAUAUUCAAAUUUUGAAAAAUAUGAUCAAGCUUUGUCUAACUUCCACGGACUUCGUGAUUAUUAUGCACUGGUUAAACGGCUUUCAAUAAACGAAAUGACUCCAGAAAAUAUUCAAAUGGCAUUGGCCCGUAAUUUUGGAGGGACACAAAAUCAUGUCAAAUUAUGCGAAAAAUAUUUUGGAAAUGUUCUAGAAUUAUUUAAUAAUCAUAAUUCAUGGUCAUAUAAACAAAUUCCAAUCGAAAAAUUAAUUGAUUCAAAUUUAAAUGAUUCAGAUGCACGUCAUUUAAUGAUUAUUGGUAAAAGUGAUUCAAUUGUAAAUUUGUUAACUUAUCAUUUAAGAAAAAGAAAUUUGGAUUCAGUUGUAAUUUUAGGAUCACAAUUUCCUAAUGAUCGGAAUGAUUACUCUUAUAAUGUUUUAAAUAGAAUAAUGAUGUGUGUCGAAACAGGCAAAUUAUUGAUAUUAACAGAUUUAGAAAUUAUUUAUGGUAAUCUUUAUGAUUUAUGGAAUCAAAAUUGUAUUGGAGUAAGAGAUAAGGAAAAGAUUAAUUACUUUACACGUGUUGCGCUUGGAGCCUAUGCUUAUCCUAUGUUUUAUGUUUCGCCAAAUUUUAAAUGCAUUGUUGUUAUGGAUGAGAAUAAUUUAGCAUCAGUCGAUCCUUCGCUUCUUAAUCGAUUUGAAAAACAAAAAUUAUCGAUAAAUGACAUGCUUGAUGAUAGACAAAAGUUGCUUGUAAAAUAUUUAUACAAUUGGACAAAUCAAAUUACAACUUUGGUUAAAGCUAAUUCGAUGACUGGCUUACAUAAUAAAUUCGCCCAAGAGGAUUUAUUCAUUGGAUUUGAUAAAAAUGAAACUUUACAAAGUUUAAUAUUUAACAUUACAAUGAAUAACCCUGAAGCUAAUGAUAAUGAGAUUUUAGAAAAAUGCAAAGAAUCACUAAUUGCAAUAGCGUCUCCUGAUGGAAUUAUAAGAGCAGAAUUAUCAAUUUUGGAUCAAGAUGAAGUUGAUCGAUGGAAAUAUGUUUAUUUCAAACAUCAUCAUCACAAUGGCCUUUUCAAUUAUUUUGACGCUUUAUUUGAUCAAGAAAAAUUAUCUGCGGAUUCCAAAGGACAAUUAGUAAUUAUAAACACAUUUUCUAAGAUAAAUAUAAAAUUUAAAUCUUGUUUACAAGAUUAUUUAAAAUGCCAAGUAUAUAAUUUAUCGACCAUUAAGACCGAAGUUCAAAUAACAAAUGUAGUGAAAAAUUUCUUUUUUGAAUCAAAUGAUAAGGUUUUAAUUCUUCAAUGCGAUAUUAAUACUAUUAAUACUAAAUGUAUCAAGUUAGUAAAGUAUAUUAUUGAACAGUUUCGAAAUGAAUUUUUGGCUGAGAAAGAGAAGUGUGAAUCAAAUAUGCCUAUUAAAUACGCAUGUAUAAUAUUUCAUAUUCAACGAGAUUAUGAACCAAGUUUGAUAAAAUCUAACUUUAUUUGCGGAUGGAAUAGAAUUACUAUUGAAUCUUUAGAACCACCGGAAAUACCAUUAAUAGAUCUACUGGACAAAUCUUUACAUGAUAUAAUUAAUUCGGAACUUUUUGAUAAGAUAGUUAAUUCAACGAUGCCGUUUGAAAGAAUUUUAGAGGAAUUAUUAUUGCAAGAACAUUAUCAUUCUAAUGAAAGUCAUAUGGACCCUAUUAGGAAAGAAAUUUUAAAUGACUCUCAUAUCAUGAAAUGUAUAAAAACAAAAACGUUCGAAUGGAUAUUAGGGAAUUACAAAAAUUGGCAAUGUGGAGCAGCUCUAAAUAAAAAGGAUUUAUCAAUGUUUACUUGUUUUUCAAUAGUACUACAAAAUUAUAUAAAAAAAAUUAUCAAGCAUACAAUUUAUAAGAUCUUAUAUUCAAUUGAAAAAUUACCGGAAAUUGAAAGAAUUUUCAAAAAUGAAAGUAAUGAAAAAGAAGUCGUUCAUCUAUGGAAACAAUCCUUUAUAGAUAAAAUAGUUAAAAUCAAUUAUUUAUUUGAGCAAAGGUUAUCAGUAGUUCCAUCUGAAAUGAUUGAAUUUCCUUUUUCAUAUUAUUUUCUAAUUAAUUAUUAUAAAAGGUAUUAUUAUGAAGAAUUGGAUAUAUUAACACAAGACUCCGAAAAUAUUCAGGAAUUAAUUGAAGAUCAUAUCGGAGAUUUUAGAAAUAACUUGAUUUUUAUUCAUCCAAAUUUUGACAAUCUACAAAAAUGCUCAGAAUUAUAUUAUGAUGAUUUUAUUAGAAUUAUUUUAUCAACUUAUUCUAUAAAAUCAGCUAGUAAAGAAAAAUUGGAUUUUAUUUUUAGGUAUUUAAUUGGAGAUAAAUUUGCUGAUGAUCCAUUUAUUCUUCAUAUUUAUUGGUGGAAGUAUGCAACAGAAAUUUUAAUUCAAUUGAAAUUAGUUGAAACAUUUCCAGAUCUUAUUAUUAAGGCUCAAAAUGAUUUCAUUGUAUAUGGUAAACUUGAUCGAUUUCUUUUCAAAGAAUCAAUUAACUUGAUUUUACAAAAUAUAUGUGAUGAUAAACCAUGGAAACAAGAUAUGGAUGUCAUUUUAUCAAUAAAUAAUUGUAAAAUUGAAAAUUUAAAGAAUUUUUCAAAUUUGAACCUAUUAUUAAUAUGUAAUGAUUUAUUAAAAAUUAAUUCAAUCCCAUUAGAAAAAAUCAAAGAAAUUAUUUAUUUGGGAAAAUCCGCUAAUAAGCAAGAAUUUAUUACAACUGAUAUUAUUAAUUUAGUAUUUAGUGAUUUAGAUAAUAACAAUAAUAUAAUUCCUAUUACAUCAUUUAUUACAAGAAGUCUUAAACUUAUUUCUUUGGAAUCAGAAAUUCGUGGAACUCUUUAUAGAAAUAUAUUUUCACAAUAUUCUUUCAAACUGAUGAACGAUUGUAUAAUUGAAAAAAUAUUUGAAACCGAAAUCCAACAAAACGAACAAAUAUUUUUCAUGAUAAUUAAGAAUCCUGAAGAAGCUUUACAACUUUCAAUUAGAUUAAAAACUAUCAAUGAUAAUAUUAAAUACAUCAACUCGAAUAUGGCUGAGUUUUGCUGUGAAAUAAUUCAAAAGAUUUUCAGUAAAUUUAAACUAAAUGAAUUGUUACCUUAUUUCAAGAAUUCAAUUGAUUCACUUAUGAAACAAGAAAAUUUGCCUUUGCAACAAAUAACUUCAAUUGCAUUUCUAAAAGAAUUUAUAAAUAAAUACUGGAAAAAUUACUUCCAAGAAGAUAAUUCUUUAUCUAAAUCGUUAAUUAAAGAAAUUAAUGAUAUUAUGAAGAUUAGUGAUGUCCAAUCAAUAAAUUCUUAUUUCAUACUAGAUUUGUAUAAAAAAAAUUCUUUUAAUAUAAAGCAAUUUGAAAUAUUAAAGAAAGAAUUUAUAUGUUUUGAAAACCAAAAGUUUAUUGAUAUAGAAACAAAUACCAACACGGAAAUGAAUUUACUUCCCAAACUUUGGAAACCAGUUAGAAAAGUAGAUUUUAAAGAUUUAUAUACUUUUUAUAUUGCAAACUUAAAUGAAUAUCCGUUUCUUUCAUUAUUUUUUAAACAUUAUAAUAGAUUAAAACUCAUCAAGUAUCUAUAUCCAAUUAUCAGAUUUGUGAAAAUUCUAAACUCUAAACUUGAAUACCAUUUAACUAGAGAAGCAGCUCAAAUUAUGUCAUUUCAUGAAUUUAUUAAAAAAGAAUCAGUAGAUGAAAAAGAAUAUAUUAAUUUGAAAUCUUUAUUUGAAGAAUUUGCUUUUGGCUGGAAUUCUGUUAUUAGUCAUAUUAAUCAAUAUCAAUCCGAAGUUGACAAACCAUUUAUGACUCUUGAUCUUCCUGUGAUAUUUGGAUUGGUUGAACAAAAAGAUGGUGGAGUUUAUUUAUGUGCAAUUGUGGAAUUUUUAAUUAAAUUACAUAAUGAAUUUUUAAAUGAUGUUAUGGCUAUUCCAAUUGAAAAAUGUAAAAGUUUUAACUUUAUAAAAGAUUUUUCUUGGAAUUGUUUGAAUUCUAAAAUAUAUUUCACUACAUCAACAGUAACACAAACACAAGAAAAGAAUUUUAUUAAUUAUGAAUGGAGUGAUAAAAUUUUAAAGUAUAAUCAAAGAAAUCAAAGAAAUCUGAACAUUGAAGAUAAUGUAGACUUUAUAUUUGAUUUACAAAAAAUUGAGAUAAAAUUGGCAAGAAAAUUGAUUCUCUAUAAAAUUUAUUUUGAAAUGGAAAAUAAUCAGUUCUAUUUAAAAAAUUUUUCAUUUAUGCAUGAAUUAUUUCAUAAUUCUUCAAGUAUUCUUUUUAAUAUUAAAAGGUUCUUGCCACAAGAACCUAUCUUGGCAGAUAAAAUGAAAAUUGUAUCUUCAAUGUUUCAGAAAUCAAUAAUUUUAAAUAAUCCAUCCAAUUCGAUUAAUUUAUCUGAAUUAUUGUUACUUUUUGAAAUUAUUCUUUGUUUCGUUAAAGAAUUAUCGAUUAAAAAUAAUAAUAUUCUUAUCUUAAAUUUAGUUAAUCAAUGGCUAAAAUUAGCAAGAUAUAAUGUAACAUACACAGAUAUAUUUAAGGAAUUUUCCUUAAAACAUAUUAUUGCAUUUUAUGAACUAAUUGAAGAACAUGUGGCUAAUUCUGUAAUUUGUGACAUUGAUGAUAAAUUUAAAAUUCCAUUAACACAAUAUAUAAUGGAUUCAAUUAAUAAUAUUAUAGAUUAUCAUAAUUCAGAAAAUCAACAACUUAUUCCUGCUAAAGCAUUUGUUCUUGCUUUAAAAAGAUUUAUUUAUAGAUAUUUAUUGAUUGAUUCAAAUAUUGAAAAUAUGAGCUUACAUAUAUAUUUCUUGGAUUUUACAUUAAAUCUAUGGAUUAGUAAUAUAAAAGAAGAAUUAAUUAAAGAAUUAUUUCCUACUUGUUUGUUAGUAUCUCAUGCUUAUAAUAGUUAUGUAUAUUUACUUGAUGAGAUUGAGAAAGCAUCAAAUGAAAGGCAAAAUAGCAGAAGCUUUGCAUAUACAUCAUUAACAACAACUAGGAAAACAUUAAUUAAAAAAUAUAAAAAAUUUACUGAUUAACUUUUAUUUACUUUAUCUUUUAAAUUAGAAGACAUUAAAAAGUUGUAUCUAUUGUUGUUUUUUUAUUUUAAAUAAAUUUUUGUUAUUUUAUGAAUAUUAUGCUACUAAAAACUAAAAA